Molecule: messenger RNA, 4380 nt
Organism: Oryctolagus cuniculus (rabbit)
Lineage: Eukaryota; Metazoa; Chordata; Mammalia; Lagomorpha; Leporidae
Gene: HIF3A
Product: hypoxia inducible factor 3 subunit alpha
Biological process (GO): cellular response to hypoxia; regulation of transcription by RNA polymerase II
Molecular function (GO): RNA polymerase II transcription regulatory region sequence-specific DNA binding; DNA-binding transcription factor activity, RNA polymerase II-specific; protein dimerization activity
Source: RefSeq, a predicted model, not a curated record
GGCUAGGGGCCGCCGCCGAGGGCUCCGGAGCGGCGACGGGCGAGCCAUGGCGCUGGGGCUGCAGCGCGCAAGGUCGAGCACGGAGUUGCGCAAGGAGAAGUCCCGGGAUGCGGCCCGCAGCCGGCGCAGCCAGGAGACCGAGGUGCUGUACCAGCUGGCGCACACGCUGCCCUUCGCGCGCGGCGUCAGCGCGCACCUGGACAAGGCCUCCAUCAUGCGCCUGACCAUCAGCUACCUGCGCAUGCACCGCCUCUGCGCCGCAGGGGAGUGGAACCAGGCGGGAGCAGAGAGAGAGCCGCUGGACGCCUGCUACCUGAAGGCCCUGGAGGGCUUCGUCAUGGUGCUCACCGCCCAGGGGGACAUGGCUUACCUGUCAGAGAACGUCAGCAAACACCUGGGCCUCAGCCAGCUGGAGCUCAUUGGUCACAGCAUCUUUGACUUUGUCCACCCCUGCGACCAAGAGGAGCUGCAGGACGCCCUGACCCCCCCGCCGAGCCUGUCCAGGAAGAAGCCAGAGGCCCCGACGGAGCGGAGCUUCUCCUUGCGCAUGAAGAGCACCCUGACCAGCCGCGGGCGCACCCUCAACCUCAAGGCGGCCACCUGGAAGGUGCUGCACUGCUCCGGACACAUGCGGGCCUACAGGCCUCCUGCUCAGACUUCCCCGGCCGGGAGCCCCCGUGCGGAGCCUCCCCUGCAAUGCCUGGUGCUCAUCUGCGAAGCCAUCCCCCACCCCAGCAGCCUGGAGCCCCCGCUGGGCCGGGGGUCCUUCCUCAGCCGCCACAGCCUGGACAUGAAGUUCACUUACUGCGACGAGAGGAUCGCAGAGGUGGCCGGCUACAGCCCCGAUGACCUGAUUGGCUGCUCCGCCUACGAGUACAUCCACGCGCUGGACUCAGACGCUGUCAGCAAGAGCAUCCACACCUUGCUGAGUAAGGGCCAGGCAGUUACGGGGCAGUAUCGCUUCCUGGCCCGGAGCGGUGGCUACCUGUGGACCCAGACCCAGGCCACGGUGGUGUCCGGGGGCCGGGGCCCCCAGGCCGAGAGUAUCGUCUGCGUCCACUUCCUGAUCAGCAGGGUGGAAGAGACCGGAGUGGUGCUGUCCCUGGAGCAAACCGAGCGACACUCUCGACGACACCAUCAGCGGACCGCUGCCUCCCAGAAGGGGGGUCCUCACUCUGGGGACAGACUUGACCCCCGCGGCCCCCGGAUCCUGGCCUUCCUGCACCCCCCUGCCCUGAGCGAGGCUGCGCUGGCCGCUGACCCCCGCCGUUUCUGUAGCCCCGACCUCCGCCGCCUCCUGGCGCCCAUCCUGGAUGGGGCUUCGGUCGCCACUGCCCCCAGCACCCCGUCAGCCCCGCGGCGCCCCCGGAGUCCUCUUCCGGCUGAUCUCCCAGAUCAACUACUUGUGGGCAUGGAGAAGGCACACGGACCCUUUGUCACCAGGAAGGACCUGGAGGUAGUGGAGACAGAUCUAGAGGUAGCUCAGGAUGCCGAUGCCCUGGACCUGGAGAUGCUGGCCCCGUACAUCUCCAUGGACGACGACUUCCAGCUCAACUCCAGUGAGCAGCUGCCCAGGGCCUGCCACAGGCCGGCGGGGACCACCCCCCGGCCCCGCGCACGGAGCUUCCACGGCCUGUCCCCCCCGACCCCUGAGGCCUCUCUGCUGCCCCGCUGGGGGAGUGACCCCCGGCUGAGCUGCUGUAGCCCUUCCAGAAGGGACCCGCCAGCGUCCUCCCCUGCGGCUGGGGCUCGGAAGAGGGCCCUGGCCCCGAGCUCAGAGGCCGAGGCCGAGGGGGUGGAGCUGCUGGGAGUGAGACCCCCAAAACGGCCCCCCAACCAGGAACCCGGAAGCUUCCCGCUGCCUUCCCUCAGCCUGAGUUUCCUUCUGACACGAGGACCGGCCCCAGGGGGCCAGCAGGAGCCCAGCGCCCCCCUCCUGGGCCUGAGUGAGCCCCUGGGCCUGGGACCCUCGCUGCUCUCUCUCUACCCGGAGGACGCCGCCGCCGCCCAGCCUGGGAGCCCCUUCCAGCCAGUGGCCAGCUCGGCCCGCGCCCACUGAGCCAGCUCCGCGUCCCGCCCCCGGGAGAACCUCAGCCACACUCCAAGCCGGCAGCCAGCACACAGGAUGGGGACCCCCUCCUGAGCGGCCCCCGCCAGCCCUGGGCCUACCUCAGCCCCCACCCCUCUGCGUGCUCCCAAGCUGGGGGGCCGAGUGGGGUGAUCUCAGCUCAGUGACCUCUGUGGGAGGGGGUGCUCGGCCCCCUCCUCCUCUCUCAGGACUUCCCGAUCCGUGGUUACCUCACCACCCUCCCUCCGACUCUUGGCUUCAUUUUGGGGAUGCAGGGCUGGGGAGGGCUGGGGGUCAGAUCCGUGAUUUGAGUAUGGAUAACUGAAAUCACAUUUUUUUCCCUGUCCCUCUUUUAGUUUUGUUCUUCUUCUCUUUCUGAUGUGGUCUUGAAUCACUAGGAAUUGCCCAAGGUCCACAAGCAUGUGGCGCUCUGACCUUCCCCCUCCUCAGGUAUCAGUGGGGGAAGGCACUGGGCCAGACCUCACCCCCAGAGACUGCUGUUGAGGCCUCGGCCUUCCACGCUGGCCCCCCACUCAGGAGUUCCUGCUACCCCCAGCUUCACCAGGGCAGUGACUCCACUGUGGUCUUCCUAUUCCUGGGGUCGCCUCCACCCUCCUCUGGUUCCAGACCGUGCAACCUGACCACUGGUUCUAGGCUGCACAACGUUCUGCCUUCUCCUGGUUCCAGACCGCACAAUCCACAGCACGGCCUGGUCCAGACCUCACAGCCUUUCCCAUCCUGGGCCGCACACGCUCCGCACUCUGGAUCUACAGCCUGUGACCAGCCAUGCCCCCGGCUCUAGAACUCACUCUAGAACUCUGGUUUCCUCUUGCUCUGGAUUUCUCCUCGUAAAUCCCUCUGGUCCUCAGUCUCACACCCUCUAACCUCUUUUGGGCCCAGAUCUUACAACUAAUGACUUCCUCUGGUUCUGGACCGCACAACUCCAGGCUUCUCGUUGGUUCUAAUCUUCCCAGACUGUGAUGCGUGUGGUUCCAAAUCCAGACCUCCUAACUUCGAGUCGUCUUGGUUCCAAACAUCGCGAUGCCCAGUUGCUUCUUCGUUUCUACAUCAAGACUUUCUUCCCUACCACAAUGAAGUGGACUGAGCUUUAGGUCUUGGCCCUCCUGACCCGUUCUUCCAGAACCAGACCACGCCCCAGUUCUGUUCAGUUCUGGACUCUCAAUCCCACACCUCAUGAUCUGCCACCUGUCUGGUUCUAGACCCCAGCUGCUAACGCCUUCUGAUUCUAGACCUACGCUUUAAGUCCCUUCAGUUCUAGUCCUCACAGUGUCCACCUCCCCUCACUCCAGACCCACACCAGGUCUAGAACCAGCCUUCCAUCGUCUGAUCAAGGACCUUGCCUCACCCGUUUCUCUGCCUCUAGAGCUUACAACCCCAGACUCCUUCUGUUCUAGACUGGAUAAGUCCCAAUCCCUGUGGCUCCAGAACUUGGUCUGGGGGCUUCUUUCUAGCUCUGGUCCCUACUCUCUAAACUUCUCUGCCUCGCAGCCUGCAGCUGCCUCUGGUUUCAAACUUCACGUCCUGUGGUGCUAGAACCCAGCUCCCCAGUGCUUCUGGUCCUAGAGUCUGAACUUCACCCUGGACACGGCUGUGGGUCUCUUUGAACCCCUGCCUUCUGGAUCCCAGACCCCACCCUCCUGACUCCACUCUGGGCUUCUCACUCCGCUGAACUUGCCCCAAUUCCUACUCUGAGUCUUAAGUCUUCCCUUUCUGGACCCCCACCCUCCAGGGCCUCUGCCCAGGAGCUUCUCUGACGUCAAAUCCCUCACAUUGCCCUGGGAUGCCUUUGACUCUCAACCCCAGCCCUCCCCACACGCGCGCGCCUGGUUUAACCCAGAUGUCUGGAAGAACAGGGGCUUCCUUGCCGCCUUGGGUGGGGCUCAGAGUCCAGGAGAGGAGACGUCUCCGGCCACACAGGCACGUGCACAGCCCUUUCUGCAUGUCACGGGUAGGGAGAGGCCAGGACCACCCACCUCUCUGUCCCCUGACCCCCAGCCCCCUUCUCUGACGGUGCUGCUCUUGGCUUCCCACAGGAAACGCCUCCUCCCAGCUCUGUUCACCCCUUUUGUGGAAGGCGCCACUCAGUCUGUUCACUUUUAGGGGGUGGCCUGUCCAGAUUGGUGCUAAGGGGGGGGGUAGAGGGUCUGACUCCCCCCACUUCGUUGGGUGACUCAGGCCCCUGAUGAAGGGAACUGUGCUGAGUUAGGGAGGGGGAGGGACUGGAUCCACAAAUCUCUGAACCCACAGACCUCUAGACCACCAUAAAGACCUUGCCUUGGUGGGCACCAGAA